AUGCCCAUUCGCGAGAUAGCCCGCCGUACUGGUUUGUCUCGCAAUACCAUCAAGAAGUACCUGCGAGAGGGCGCUGUUGAGCCGAAGUUCAAGGUGCCCAAACGACCGAGUAAUCUUGAUCCGUAUGCGGAUCGUUUGUCUGCAUGGUUGUUGGCUCAGACACGCAAAUCGCGCAAAGAGCGGCGUACUGUGAAGCAGAUGCACGCCGAUUUGGUGAAGUUGGGCUAUGCAGGAUCCUAUGCGCGCGUGGCCGCUUUUGCCCGUGCCUGGCGUGACGACCGGCAUCGUGCCGAGCAAACAACUGGGCGCGGCACGUUUGUACCGCUGGUGUUCCAACCCGGCGAAGCGUUCCAGUUUGAUUGGAGCGAAGACUGGGCCACUAUCGGCGGUGAACGGGUCAAGCUGCAGGCGGCCCAUACGAAGCUCUCGCACAGCCGAGCUUUCUUAGUGCGCGCCUACCCAUUGCAAACGCAUGAGAUGCUGUUCGAUGCCCAUUGGCAUGCGUUCCGCGUUUUUGGCGGUGUGCCUGGACGCGGGAUCUAUGAUAACAUGAAAACUGCUGUUGAUCGCGUUGGCCGUGGCAAGCAGCGUGACAUCAACGCCCGGUUUAAGGCGAUGGCCAGUCACUAUGUUUUUGAACCCGAGUUCUGCAAUCCAGCGGCAGGUUGGGAGAAGGGCCAAGUCGAGAAGAACGUCCAAGAUGCGCGCAAUCGCAUGUGGCAGGUCAUGCCUGUCUUCAAGGAUCUUGAUGAGCUGAACCAGUGGCUGGAAGACCGCUGCAUCGCCCUUUGGAUUGAGACACCGCACCGGGAUCUGCCCGGCACUAUUGCUGACAUCUGGGAAGCAGAGAAGCCCAUGUUGAUGGCACUACCACCCGCCUUCGACGGUUUUGUGGAGCACAGUAAGCGUGUGUCGCCAACAUGUCUGAUCACCUUUGAGCGUAAUCGCUACAGCGUGCCCGCGAGCUUUGCCAACCGGCGCAUCAGCUUGCAUGUCUAUCCAGAACGGCUGGUCAUAGUGGCCGAGGGGAAGACCGUUUGCACACAUGAGCGCAUCAUAGAUCGAUCACACCGCAAACCUGGUCGUGUUAUCUACGACUGGUGCCACUAUCUCGCUGUAAUCCAACGUAAACCCGGUGCCUUGCGCAACGGAGCACCGUUCAUUGAGAUGCCAGAGGCCUUCCGCAACUUGCAAGGUCACAUGCACCGCAGAGAAGGUGGUGACCGCGAGAUGGUCGAUAUCCUGUCAUUGGUUUUGCACCAUGAUGAGAAUGCCGUUCUGUGUGCCGUAGAAUUGGCGUUGGAGGCUGGCGUGCCAACCAAAACCCACAUUCUGAACUUGUUGCACCGGCUGAUAGACGGAACGCACACUGAUCUCCCAGAGGUCGAUCCACCUGAUGCACUCGCAUUGGAAACAGCGCCAAAGGCAAACGUGGACCGCUAUGAUGAUCUGAGACAGGCUGGGGGCAAGUACCAUGCGUCAUGA
Effrenium voratum is the source of this 1485-nucleotide messenger RNA. Lineage: Eukaryota; Dinophyceae; Suessiales; Symbiodiniaceae. The record is from the annotation of a GenBank genome assembly.